AUGCCGCUGAAUAUUCCUGGGCUGCUGGCGCCCUUUCAGUUGAUCUUUUAUCCUAGACUGGUACUUCCUCAUAUUUCUGUCAAAGAUAUCCGCCACCUGGACUUCCGGGCACUUAAGAAAGCUGGAUACCGCGGAGCUGUAUUUGACAAGGACAAUUGUCUGACAAUACCUCACAAGGAUACACUCGUCCCAGAACUACAGGAAGCCUGGAAAGAAUGCUUGGAAACCUUUGGCGACGGUAACGUCGUUAUUGCCGAAUCCGUCUCCCAUCACCUCCGCGUCCCAGUUCUAGUCCACAGCGCCUUCAAGCCCGCCUACUCCUGCAUAUCAGUAAUUCGGUCCUACUUUGCUUCACUGCCCAACCCAGUGAAGAGCCACGAACUCAUCGUUGUCGGGGACCGUAUCUUCACAGACGUGAUCAUGGCUAAUCGUAUCCGGAAGUCCUCAGAAAGAAAAUGGAGCCCGCCUGCCCUCAAAUCCUCUUUUUCAUCUUCAGAAGAGAAGAAAUCCGAAGCAGCGUCUGAUAGCACCGGUGCUGCCACAGCUAGCGGGCCUCUGGCGAUUUGGACAACAGGAGUCUGGAAGAAAGAAUCAAUGGUGAUGCGGUACCUCGAGGAGAGCUUGGUCAAAGCCGUGGAUAAGUGGUCCAAGGGCGAACGGCUGGAUACCUCGAGGUUCAUCAAGGAGAUGCCGAAACCCGAGGUCAAGCCUGCGAAAACCCCCUGGUAUGCCCAGCUGCUGUCACGUUCCUAG
Messenger RNA from Coprinopsis cinerea okayama7#130, 753 nucleotides. RefSeq lists its product as hypothetical. The coding region runs from base 1 to 753 and encodes 250 amino acids. Lineage: Eukaryota; Fungi; Basidiomycota; Agaricomycetes; Agaricales; Psathyrellaceae. The transcript has 5 exons. Gene Ontology annotation, molecular function: phosphatidylglycerophosphatase activity. The record is from RefSeq and is a predicted model, not a curated record.